Messenger RNA from Sceloporus undulatus (fence lizard), 3632 nucleotides. It is a transcript of the gene UHRF1, whose product is annotated as ubiquitin like with PHD and ring finger domains 1. The record is from RefSeq and is a predicted model, not a curated record. Lineage: Eukaryota; Metazoa; Chordata; Lepidosauria; Squamata; Phrynosomatidae. Gene Ontology annotation, molecular function: ubiquitin protein ligase activity; protein binding. The transcript has 17 exons. Gene Ontology annotation, biological process: negative regulation of gene expression via chromosomal CpG island methylation. The coding region runs from base 103 to 2463 and encodes 786 amino acids.
AGGGAGGGGAGGAGAGGAGAGAGAAGUUGCUGGCGAAGUUAGGCUGAGCGGUCGCGUUGUUCCUGGUGGGAGACUUCGAGGCGAAGAGGAGGCACCGCCACAAUGUGGAUCCAAGUGCGCACCAUGGACGGGAAGGAGACGCACCGCGUGGACUCCCUUUCCAAGCUCACCAAAGUGGAGGACCUGCGCCAGAGGAUCUAUGAGACGUUCAACGUCGCGCCCGACAGGCAGAGGCUCUUCUACAGGGGCAAACAGAUGGAAGAUGGCCAUUCCCUUUUUGAUUACAGUGUCGGCUUGAACGAUAUUGUUCAGUUGCUGGUGAGGCAAAGCCUGGCCCUCCAGCCCACGCCUAGCAAAGAAAAGGACGUUGAACUUUCAGACACAGACUCAGGCUGUGGCUCAGGCCCAAGCGAGUCUGAUAAAAGCUCCAAUAAUGGGGAAGGGUCUGUGGAGAUGGAGGGGCAACCCAGCACAACCACUCAGGUUGACCUGGUGGACCCAGGCUUUGGAUUCUACAAGAUCAAUGAGUUGGUGGAUGCUCGCGAUACGAGCAUGGGAGCCUGGUUCGAAGCCAUAGUGGUCAAUGUUACCCAGAAAGGAAAAGCGGCCAACAAGGCCAGUGAAAGCGAUGAAGAGUCGGAUCUUCAAGAAAGCUUCCUUGAUGAGGACAUCAUCUAUCAUGUGAAAUAUGAAGAUUAUCCAGAGAAUGGUGUCAUCCAGCUGAGCUCCAAAAAUGUUCGUGCUCGUGCCAGGACUACUCUGAAGUGGGAGGAACUAGAAGUAGGCGAUGUUGUUAUGCUGAAUUACAAUCCCGAUGAUCCAAAAGAGAGGGGAUUUUGGUAUGAUGCGGAGAUCGUACAAAAGCGAGAAACCAGGACUUACAAGGAGUUAUUUGCCAAAAUAGUUCUCGGUGAUGGUGGGGAUGUCCUGAAUGAUUGCCGGGUUACCAUUGUUGAUGAGAUCUACAAAAUAGAAGAGCCUGGAUGUGCUGUUCCACUCACGUCUGAAAGUCCAAUGAAAAGGCAGAGUGGACCAGUUUGUAAGCAUUGUAAAGACAACCCUAACAAAACGUGCCGGAUGUGUGCCUGUUACAUCUGUGGAGGGAAAGAGGAUCCUGAGAAACAGCUUAUGUGCGAUGAAUGUGACAUGGCUUUCCACAUCUACUGUCUCAACCCACCGCUUAGCAGAAUACCAGAUGAUGAAGACUGGUACUGCCCCGAAUGUCGCAAUGAUGCAAGCGAAGUAGUUUUGGCUGGUGAGAAGCUGAAAGAAAGCAAAAAGAAAGCUAAAAUGGCCUCUGCUAAUUCUUCCUCCCAGCGGGACUGGGGUAAGGGCAUGGCGUGUGUAGGCCGCACAAGGGAAUGUACCAUUGUCCCAUCGAAUCAUUACGGUCCAAUUCCUGGGGUUCCUGUAGGCACCAUGUGGAAGUUCAGAGUCCAGGUGAGCGAGUCAGGUGUCCACAGGCCCCAUGUCGCAGGUAUUCAUGGCAGAAGUACUGACGGAGCCUAUUCUUUGGUUCUGGCAGGAGGCUACGAAGAUGAUAUAGAUCAUGGAAAUUCCUUUACUUACACGGGAAGUGGCGGCCGUGACCUUUCUGGGAAUAAACGUACAGCAGAACAGUCUUGCGAUCAAAAACUUACAAAUAUGAACAAGGCUCUGGCACUGAACUGUAGUGCUCCAAUCAAUGAUAAAGAGGGUGCAGAGGCCAAGGACUGGAGAGCUGGAAAGCCAGUUAGGGUCGUGCGGAACGCAAAGGGUGGCAGGCACAGCAAAUACGCUCCCAAAGAAGGGAAUCGAUAUGAUGGCAUAUAUAAGGUUGUUAAAUAUUGGCCUGAAACAGGAAAAUCCGGCUUCUUAGUGUGGCGCUACAUGCUCAGGAGAGAUGAUGAAGAGCCAGCCCCUUGGACCAAGGAAGGCAAGGAGAGGAUGAAGAAACUUGGUCUGACCCUGCAGUAUCCUGAGGGGUAUCUGGAAGCUGUUGCAAACAAAGAUAAAGAAGAUAGCAAGAAAAUAGAAGAGGAGGAAACCCCAGGAAAAGGGAAGAGGAAAAGGAAAUCUGGAAAUGAAUUGGACCAUGCUGUUUCUCCUUCUGGCACACCGAAGAAGACCAAAGGGGAGGUCUACAAGCUCACUCCCGAGCAGAAAGCUCUUAUUAAAGACGACGAAAGCAAUACGAAGCUGUGGAAUGAAGCACUAGAAGCCCUUAAGGACGGACCGAAAUUCCUGAACAAAGUGGAAGAGACCUUCCUAUGCAUCUGUUGUCAGGAGGUGGUGUUUCAGCCAAUUACGACAGUGUGCCAGCACAACGUAUGUAAGGACUGCCUGGAUCGGUCAUUCCGAGCCGAAGUCUAUAGCUGCCCCGCGUGCCGUUACGAUUUAGGGAAAAACUACCCCAUGGAAGUGAACAAGCCCCUGCAGAGCCUUCUAAACCAACUCUUCCCCGGCUACGGCAACGGACGGUGAUUCCAAAAAGCACUUCUGAGUCCCUUUUGUUCAAAAUUGGUUUCCCCCCCCCCCCUCCCUACAAAAAAAAAACUUUAUGGGGUUGUGGGGCUUUAUUUAAAUAGACUUUCAAAAAGCUUAUGUUCCCGUUACCCCCCCCCCCCAGCCCCGCAAAACGCUGAAAUUUUGAGGCGUCUGCUCAUGUAUUCUUGCGGUAGUGCUUUAAAAAUUGCCAAGGAGCGGAUGUGGUUAGAGAUGCAAGUUGCCUGUUAGAAACGCAACACUACCGAUGUUGGCAGAACCUCCGUUCCCAAGACCAUGUUUUCAUUCAAAAUACAAAAACCUCCCCUAUCCAUACCUGGCGUCUUUGCUAGAACAAUCUCGGGAAGCGCAUGGAUUUUGGCCAUAAGUUAGAUGUAUUUCUUUGGCAGUCUUUCUUUUUAAUUAUUAUUAUUGUUAUUAUUAUUCUUGCGUGGCGUGAGAUAUUAAGCGUAGGCUCUGCCGCCCAAGUCAUUUGAAGCCCCCUCGCUCUUGGUUUUCACAGUGUACCAAUUGCUCGCCUUAUCAGCCUUUGUGUAAAGUUACUACCUCAGUCCCUGCAUCUAGCAACAAGGUGCUGCCCUCUACUCAUGGUGCCAUAAGGGAAAAUGUCAAAAAAGCCAUUAGGAAGUGCCUUUCGGGGCUCCCUUUUUUUUAACUGGGACCCUUAAAAUCAGCACUGGAUUUCCUAAACUGCCAAUACUUUUAAGUUUCGGAGUACUAUGAAUUGUGACGCCGCCGUUCCGUAUCGUUCACUCUGGAUAGCCAUUUAGCUGUGCGUUUUUGCUGCUCAUUCGCAACCUUCUUCCCUUGUUUUUGCUUAGCAUGGAAACUUUAAACCUGUAACUUUGAAAUGGAAAGGCUUGGUUAUCAAUUCAGUGGUUGGUAUUUUAUUUUGUCGUCGUUGUCCGUUGGUUUGUUUUCCGUUUUGCCUCCACAGCUCCAUAACUUUACAGCGAAUACCUCAGCAUAAAGCCCGGUUGCCGUGAAAUCACCGCUCGCAUCGGACAGACUGGAACAAAUGUGUUUUGUUUUUGUGUUGUUAAGAGCCUCGAUAAAAUGUAUAUUGUUUGGGGGAAAGGAACUAUUUCUUUCCCUCUCUUUAUGAUGCCACGACGUUUGUACAAAGAGAAGUUCUCAAAAUAAAGAGC